AUGUUGCUCGACUUCGUCAGCAUCGCCACCAUCCUCACCCUUCUCAUCAUCACGUCUACCAGUGUCGGGCCCAAACAGUGGGCUCUUGCGCUCCCGACGCUGCAGCCUCUGUUGCACUGUGUGUGCAUGUGCGCGUGUCACGUUGGCGACGUCCUAGAGGCGGUCUUGGCCCUGUGCGAGCCCUACGCUAAGAAGCGACUGCCUGUAAGGGGUAGCUUCGGUCAGGCGCGCGGCGUCACAGGGCUGGGCUUCUCAUGGCUACACGGGCACGUCGAGGCCUUCACCAGAGCUUCCUCGCGCUUAGUCACGGUCGCCCAUCGCCGCCACGUCGCCCGAGAGCACCACAGUGCAAGCACCUGGAGCGAACUAUUCACUCAGGAUUUCCCCUCGACGCCCACCCUGGCAGUUUUUGGCCACCUCGCCGCCGCGGCCGACCUGUCAGUGCUCAGCGUGCGCGCGUGCGCCAUCUGCGCGCGCUCAAAAGACCUGACUGGCUCUGACGUGGGACCCCCCCCCGCCGCGCCGACCUCAACAGUUGCCCAGUACAUCGGCAAUGGGCAGACCAGCAGCGUGCGCGAGCUGCGCGACCCGCCCCCGUGCCUGGGUCUGAAGGAGGUGACACCACUAUGGCAGCUCCUGCUGGCCCAAGAAGGCGUGCGCGACCCGGCCGCAGCACGCGCCGCCAUGCCGACCCAUUGCACCGAAGCCGACAGGUUCGGCGGCAUGGCAGACGCGCAGGGGUGGAGGAGCAAAUGCGAUCGGUACCGUGGCGCCGCUCCGAUGCGCGAGUGGAAGUGCGGGCAGAGACCGCUGGGCAUGUUGAUCUGCCGGCCCGUUGCAGCCGACUUGGGUUCACGCGCCCAGGGCCUCCCUCCAUUCAACGACCUGGCCACCGCCGUCUCGGACAUGAGCUGGAACGCCAACUGGUUCUGCGAGCGUUGCCUGGCCGACCACUGGAACGCGCGACCCACCGACGUUGCGCGUAAACUGGCCAAGGGCGGCGCCAGAGCGGCCACGGCCCUGAAUCAGUUUCAGCCUCUUCGAAGCUAUCGCGACCACAAGGCGCGCGGCGCGCCUCUAUGGGCCAUCUUCAUGGCAACUAUCGGAUGCGGAGCGAGUCGCACGGCGGUCGAUGGCAAGUGCGACGAGAAGAAGCUGGUGAUGGAGAUGAUGGCGUUCUUCCAGGAUCAACUUCCGACGGCGACGGUCAGUCAGGUCUCGGAGAUUGCGGGGCAUUUCCGCAUCGAAACCCACGGGGAACAGGAUGACCAGGAGCAGCAACGCAUGAUCAUGUGGCAAUUCUCCCCGAGCCGCGGUUUCGGCAAAGUGAUCGACGGUCGGAUGCAGCAGCUCGUUCUGGCGGAGGGAGGCGACGUGGAGAACUACGAGUUCCAGGCCGAGGUCGGCAAGGUGAUGGACAUCAUCGUGAACUCCCUGUACUCCAACAAGGACGUCUUCCUCCGCGAGCUCGUGUCCAAUGCGGCCGACGCGUGCGACAAGAAGCGGUUCCUGGCGCUCACCGAGGGCGACGCGCCCCCCGAGGCGAUGAAGCUACGGAUCACGACGGACAAGGAGAAGCGCACGCUCACCAUUGAGGACAAUGGCGUGGGCAUGCAGAAGGCAGAGCUGGUGGAGAACCUCGGGCGCAUCGCCCGCUCCGGCACCGCCAACUUCGUGAAAGAGCUGCAGUCCGGCUCGGACGACGUGAGCCUGAUCGGCCAGUUCGGCGUCGGAUUCUAUUCCGCUUUCCUCGUUGCGAACAAGGUUGAGGUCUGA
Prorocentrum cordatum is the source of this 1776-nucleotide messenger RNA. NCBI's taxonomy places the organism in Eukaryota, Dinophyceae, Prorocentrales, Prorocentraceae. The record is from the annotation of a GenBank genome assembly.